AUGUUUGCCUUGAAAAUCAGCAGUCAAAUCCCUACUUUUCAACAUGGGCUUGAACAACCACCACUAAACAAUCACCUCUCUUUCCCUUCCUCUCUCCCUCUCUAUCAUUCCCUCUCUCACUCUUUCCUCUCUUUUUCGCACACUCUCAAUCUCUCACUCUCUCUUUCCCUUUCUAUCUCUCUCUUUCCUCUCUCUUUCUCACAUUCUCUCUCUCAAUCUCUCUUUCACUCUCUCUUUCCUUUUCUAUCUCUCUCUUUCUCUCUCAUUCUCUCUCUUUCCUCUCUCUUUCUCACACUCUCAAUCUCUCACUCUCUCUUUCACUCUCUCUUUCCCUUUCUAUCUCUCUCUCUUUCUCUUUCACUCGCUCUCUUUCCUUUCUCUUUCUCACACUCUCAUUCUCUCACACUCUUUAUCUCUUUUACUCUCUCUCUUUCCUCUCUCUUUCUCACACUCUCCUUCUCUCUCACUCUCUCUUUCCCUUUCUAUCUCUCUCUCUCUCUCAUAGUAUGUUCUUCUGAUCUAUCUAUCUAUCUAUCUAUCUAUCUAUCUAACCUAUUAUCCUUUUAUAGUAUAGUCUGUCCGUCUCUCUCUCGCUCACACUACAUAUUAUUUUGCUUUUUCUUUCACGCUUUUAUCUAUCUAUCUAUCUAUCUAUCUUAUUUCUCCUUUUCUUUUAUAAGUAUUUUUUUUUCUUUUUCACGUUUUAUCUAUCUAUCUAUCUAUAUAUCUAUCUAUCUAUCUAUCUAUCUAUCAUAUUUCCCCUUUUCUUUUUAUAGUAUAUAUUUUCUUUUUUUUCUUUCACGUUCUAUCUAUCUAUCUAUCUAUCUAUCUAUCUAUCGUAACCCAUUUUCCCCUUUUUUAUUUAUAAGUAUUUUGCUUUUUUUAAAUGUUUUAUCUAUCUAUCUAUCUAUCUAUCUUUUACAUUCUGUUCAUAUCUAUCUAUCUAUCUUACUUUAUACUUGUCUCUUUGCUGUAUUAUGUUCGUAUAUAUCUAUCAAAUUUUGUUCAUAUCUAUCUAUCUAUCUAUCUUAUUUUCAUAUCCAACUAACUUUGUUCCUAUCUAAUUUUAUUCAUAUCUAUCUAUCUAUCUAUCUAUCUAAUUUUAUUCAUAUCUAUCUGACCUUAUUAAGAUCUAUCUAUCUAAAAUCUAUCUAUCUAUCUAUCUAUCUAAACUAUUUAAUUUUGUUCAUAUCUAUCUAUCUAUCUAUCUAUCUAUCUAUCUGUUUUACUGCCAUAUAA
Messenger RNA from Acanthosepion pharaonis, 1239 nucleotides. The record is from the annotation of a GenBank genome assembly. Lineage: Eukaryota; Metazoa; Mollusca; Cephalopoda; Sepiida; Sepiidae.